This is a messenger RNA of Jatropha curcas, 2829 nucleotides long. Its product is annotated as strawberry notch protein (DUF616). The record is from RefSeq and is a predicted model, not a curated record. NCBI's taxonomy places the organism in Eukaryota, Viridiplantae, Streptophyta, Magnoliopsida, Malpighiales, Euphorbiaceae.
CAGAAACCAGAUUUGAUAGAAUAGAAAGAAAACCUCGAUUUCACCAACCAACCAUUUGAUUUAUUUUUUCUCAAAACCCUAUCCGCCAAUCACAAACCCUAGAUUUAUACUUCUCAAUAUUCAAUAUUAAUAAUAAGAAUCCUCCGUUUUAGUAUAUUUUUAAACUCAAAUUUGACUUCGAUCUGUGAAUUUGUAGAUAGAUUCAAUAUUUUUUAUUGCCCACUUCUGUUUUUGGAAUGGUCGAGUGCAAUUUGGUUGUAUAGAGCCUUUGAUUUCAGUGAAAACUAAAGGUGCCCCACUAGUUUGAGGGGCCAAUUUCGUUAACUGGGUCUGAACUGUUUCGCUCUCUUACCAUUGUUGUUUUGUGAUUUUAGGCUCCCAUUAUUGUUUUGGUGAUUUUAGACUACUUUAUCUCAUAGCUGCCAAUUUGGCGACUGGUUCUUGAUUAUUUUUUCUUUUUUAAUCCAUUCGUUUUUGGUGGAUUUAUAAUAUUAUUGAGAAUAGUAAUAUCGAAGAAGUAGUGUAUUUUUUUUUUCUUUUCUUUUUUUCGGUUUGAGAAGGAAAUGAGAUGAGAGGGGUAUUGUGUACUUUGAGGUUUAAGGAGAGACGAUGACUGGAGGGUCACUGGGGUCUUUGGGGAUUCGUUCUGGCAGUUAUGGAUCAUUGGAGAAGCAUUUUCAACAACAUCAACAGAACGGUGGCGGUGCUCACUUGCCGGGUCAAAUGAUAGGCCGCAAUAAACCUGCCAAGAUGUUCAAGGAAAAGGAGAGACUCUUUCAUUGGAUCUGCAAGUUCGCUGGCCGCAAAAAGGUUGGAAUGCUGUUUCUCUGUAUCAUCUCCGCUGCCGUUUUCAUCUGGGUUUUGUAUGUAGGAAAAGGUGAAGAUUCACAAGAAGGUGAUCAUGUCCCUAGCAUUAGUAUUAGGAUUAAUAGCACUCUGAACAAUAGCAGUCUAAAUAAUGAGACUGAUAAAAUUGAGGAGUUAGCUUUGCCUCCUCCUCCUCCUCCUCCUCCUCCCCCAUCUCCUUUAACAACACCACCUCCUCCUUCUCAAUAUUUUCUGGGCUACACCCUUCCUCCAGGGCAUCCAUGUAAUAGCUUCACUUUACCUCCUCCACCAGCUGAUAAAAAAAGAACUGGGCCAAGGCCAUGUCCCGUGUGUUACCUUCCUGUCGAAGAAGCGAUUGCUUUGACACCAAAGUUACCUUCAUUUUCUCCAGUGGUUAAGAAUUUGACAUAUAUCUAUGAGGAUCCACUAAGUAGAGAUGCAGAAUUUGGAGGCUCUGACUUUGGUGGGUAUCCUACUCUACACCAGAGAAGUGAUUAUUUUGAGAUUAGAGAGUCAAUGAGCGUGCAUUGUGGAUUUGUCAGAGGAAAAAAACCUGGCCAAAAUACAGGAUUUGACAUGGAUGAAACUGACCUGGCUGCUAUGGAGCAGUGCAAUGGAGUGGUCGUUGCUUCAGCAAUAUUUGGAGCCUUUGAUGAAAUCCAACAGCCAAGUAAUAUUAGUGAAUACUCCAGGAAAAAUGUGUGCUUCUUCAUGUUUGUGGAUGAAGAAACAGAAGCAUAUUUGAAGAAGAAAAGUGGUCUAGACAGCAACCGGAAAAUUGGAAUAUGGAGAAUUGUUGUUGUUCAUAAUCUUCCUUACUCUGAUGGAAGACGCAAUGGGAAGGUUCCAAAGCUUCUAUCACACAGGAUGUUUCCAAAUGCCCGCUUUUCUUUAUGGAUUGAUGGGAAACUUGAACUUGUUGUGGAUCCGUAUCAAAUUCUUGAGAGGCACCUAUGGAGAAAAAAUGCCUCUUUUGCAAUUUCUAGACAUUAUAAACGAUUUGACGUGUUUGUGGAGGCUGAGGCAAAUAAAGCGGCUGGGAAGUAUGAUAAUGCCUCCAUUGACUUUCAGAUUGAUUUUUAUAAAAAGGAGGGUUUAAGACCAUUUUCUUCUGCAAAGUUUCCAAUAACAAGUGAUGUUCCUGAAGGAUGUGUUAUAAUUCGGGAGCAUGUUCCAAUCAGCAACCUCUUUACUUGUCUUUGGUUCAAUGAAGUUGACCGCUUUACUUCAAGGGACCAAAUUAGCUUUUCUACUGUAAGAGAUAAGGUUCAGGCAAAAACAAAUUGGACUGUCAACAUGUUCUUGGACUGUGAAAGGCGCAACUUCGUGGUUCAGAAGUACCAUAGGGAUGUUUUAGAGCACAUGGCUCUUCCUCCUCCAGUUCAUAACCUCCCAUCUUUCUUUUACUAUCUGCAGAAGUACCAUAGAGAUGUUUUAGAGCAGAUGGCUCUUCCUCCUCCAGUUCAUCUACUGCCAGCGCCACCUGCUUUGGUAUAUAAACCACCAAUUAGAACAGGAGUUGAAACUUCAGGUCAAAGGGCUGUGAUUAUUCCAGUUCAGAAGGCAAGGCGAGGGAGAAAGUCUGGCUCUAGGCGUCACCGGAAAGUCGUGGCCGGUGUCAAGGACAUUGAUUCGAGUUAAAAAAAGUUUUGUUCGGGGAGUUAUCAUUCUUUUUCCUUCCCUCUUAACAAUCGUUCAUUGCAGGGGUGGAAGAUUUGUGCAAGAUGAGUAUUGUAGUUCUGUUACCACAGAGAAGAACAGUCUCUCAUUCUUUUGUUAUUUCCUAGUUUUGAACGCUCCUUUUCUUAUUGAUUUUUUUAUUGUAUAUAUGUUAUAAUUUCCAAUAAUUAUAUUGUGGGUUGCUACCAAAGUCCUGAAAUGUAGUAACCCAUUUUGUUGUUCAUUAGUAUAGCAAAAGUUGUAUUGUGACUCAGUUAUUUAAUGGCAAUAUUUAUGCCUUCGCUCAGUGAAAAUGAAUCGAUGCGAGUAAAUUGGUAAAUA